GUUGCUUCCUGUUUGCGGUGACGUCGUUAGUGUGACUUUGAUGAAGAAACAUCUUUAACGAGCACCAGAUUAAAACCAGACAUUUACUAUGUUGUCGUCGCUUUUAGCGAGAAGACUGGUGUUUGGGGCAUGCCAGGCAGCAAGGAAACCAGCAGUGACAGGGCUGAUAUCAUCUCAUGGUUACCGUGGUGAUGCUCCGGAUGACACCAGGGGUGACCUGAUCGAGAUCCCUCUGCCCCCUUGGGAAGAAAAACUAGAUGAGCCCAUUAACAUCAAGAGGCGCCGACUGCUCUAUGAGAGUCGUAAGAGGGGCAUGUUGGAAAACUGCAUACUGCUCAGUCUUUUUGCAAAGAAAUACUUGAACACAAUGAGUGAGGCCCAGCUGCAGCAGUAUGACCGACUGAUUAACGAACCAAGCAAUGACUGGGACAUCUACUACUGGGCAACAGAAAUGCAGCCCACACCUGAUGUUUACCAAGGAGAGGUAAUGGAUAUGUUAAAGGAAUUCACAAAGAAUCGCAACCACGAACAGAGGUUAGAUGCUCCCAGUUUGGAGUAUCUGGAAAAAGAAAACCAGUGAAGUCCUGUGAAAAACUGACAAACAAAUCCUUUUAGAACACUGAGUGAAUCAUCAGUGUUGUACUCCACCAGACAUUCUCUGCAAACUUUCAUUUCAUCGUUAAUGUUCCACAGCAGAUAAAAUUGUCCAAAAUAUUGUGCUGUGCAAAGUGGUGGGAAGACUUAUUUUUAUGAAAUACAGUAAACUGGUGAGGGGAAUCCACAACAAAGCCAUAGUCCAUUACUUCACCCGCUAAAUCCAGGCUGAUGACAACAUGUGCAGAACGUGUGACAGUGAAGGGGCUCCAGAAAGCUGAACAUCGCUAUGGGGACAUUAUUGUGAGUUUAUUGAACCAAUGUAGUGCAGAACUGUCAAGUGAUGUAUGCAUGAGUUGCACACUGAAUAACCUUACAGUCACAUUAGCUACAAGUGAAAUGCUGAGCGACGCAACAUGGUGAUUGCCAAUCUGAGUAAAAAUGUAGCGUGACGCCAGUUUGCUUGCUAAAAAAAAAAAAAACACAAGAUGGCAGAAACUGCUGAGAAACAGCUGUAUUUCUGCAUAAAUCCAACAUGUUUAGCAUUUUUCUCAUGUAUUUUGUUAACAUUAGCAAGAAAUUAACACUUCUAAAUCUAAAAUAGCUGUUUUUGUAACCAAAUUUUGAAUUUGAAUUUAUUUAUUUUGGUACACAAACUCGACAAUAACAAAAACUGAUACACAAGACAAUUCCACAGUGACAUGUGUGACCAAAAAGGGGUGAGCAGAAGCAAAGCUUAUAAACACCUCUGAAGGUUUUACAAAACAUCUUAAGGAAAUAUUAGCAUGCUAACUAGGGAUACUAGAAAUUCACAGUGACUGAAACAAAUCAAGUAAAUUUUGGUUUUGUUCAGCAGUCGAGUAUAAAGG
This is a messenger RNA of Thalassophryne amazonica, 1463 nucleotides long. It is a transcript of the gene sdhaf2, whose product is annotated as succinate dehydrogenase complex assembly factor 2. Lineage: Eukaryota; Metazoa; Chordata; Actinopteri; Batrachoidiformes; Batrachoididae. The record is from RefSeq and is a predicted model, not a curated record. Gene Ontology annotation, biological process: tricarboxylic acid cycle; mitochondrial electron transport, succinate to ubiquinone; mitochondrial respiratory chain complex II assembly. The transcript has 4 exons. Gene Ontology annotation, cellular component: mitochondrion. The coding region runs from base 89 to 580 and encodes 163 amino acids.